UUAGUAUUAGUGAUAUUAGCAACACAAAGAAGACACCUCUUCUUCAUAGUCAUAAACUCCAGGCAGAAAAUGCUGGACACGUUCAGCAGGGUAGGCCAUGUCUCUGGGAAGAGAAACAGAGUCAAUAUUUCAGCCCCAGGACUCCUUGUUCUCAGUCUUCUGCUCGUGCUUGUAAAUGCCAAAGUCUAUGAGAGAUGUGAGCUGGCAAGAACCUUAAAGAAGUUUGGUAUGGAUGGAUAUGAAAGAUAUAGCCUGGCUAACUGGGUUUGCAUGGCUUUCUAUGAAAGCCACUACAACACAACAGCAAUUAAUCAUAACAGGUGGCAUGGACAAAUUGUGUCAACAGACUACGGCAUUUUUCAAAUCAACAGCAAAUGGUGGUGUAAUGAUGGUGUAACUAAAGGUGCCAAAAACCUCUGCAACAUUCCAUGUUCUAGACUCUUGAACGACUACCUGGGCGAUGACUGCCAAUGUGCAAAGCGUAUUGUGAAAGACAGCAAAGGAAUGGGAGCCUGGGUUGCCUGGGAUAGAUAUUGCAAGGGAAAAGACGUCAGUCGCUUUGUGCGUGGGUGUCGUCUCUAAGCAAAGAGUGAUUCUGCCUUCAAGCCCCACCAACUCUGUCUAGUCACAGCUCAAAGCUAUGCUACUAGUUCACUUUGCAUUAUUUUGAAUUGGCUUGCUUCCCCAGACGAGACAGACGAGGACGACUUCCCCCAUCCAAGUAACCAGAUGUGAGGGAAGAGCGGGCUUCUUAGCAGAAAGCUUGCUUCUCAGAGGUGACAUUUAUAUCAAUGCUUCGGUCACGGUGAAUAGAGUUACUGCCAUUGUAGAUGUCCAACCAUCCCAAAUCCCUUCAUCACUCAUUACUCCCUCUUAUCCUCCACUGUACACAAACACAGAAAAAAAGUCAGCAGGUCAAGCAGCAUCCAUGGAGCGGAAUAAGCAGUCGAAGGUUUGGACAGAGACUCUUGUUCAGGACACCCAAUUCAAUCUCUCCUCUCUAAUCUCUUUAUAACUCAAGCUCUCAGGUCCCGGUAACCUCCCUGAGGAAUCUUUUCUGCACCCUCUCCAGCAUUCUGACAUUGUUCCUAUAGAUGGGCGAUCAGAACAUGUGCGAAGAGGUUAAGAUGCUGGGGAGUGUUCCCGCAUCCUUCCUGACUAUUUCAGCCACUCGCCGCUCUGUACGCGAAUCUCUUGAGAAGUUUCCCUCUGUUCGGUCCGUAGUGAGAGCAACAGCGAUGGAGGGGGGAGGGACAAUAACUUUUGGAGGUGGGAGAGCUGGCUUUGGUAGAGUGGAGAGGAGGGUCUGCUGCACUGUCUGUCAUGCCCGAGGUACGUACAUCAGUUUGUCUGCGCACAUCUAAAGGCGGGGUGGAGCAAGGCAGUGCGACAGAGGCCAAGGGAGGAGGGGUGCAAGGGGAAGCAACGCACACAAAAUGUUGGAGGAAGUCAGCAAGUCAGGCAGCAUCGAUGGAGGGAAGUAAACAGAAGAUGUUUCGAGCUGGGACCCUUCAUCUGGAAUAGGAAUGAAGUGGGCAGGAGCCAGAGUAAGAAGGUGGGGAGGGGGACACCUUCACUCUGACAUUUGCAAAAGGCAGGAUUUCCUGAUGGCUACCUAUUUCAAUUUGAUUUCUCAUCCUCAUUCUGACAUGGAUGUUCAUGGUCUCCUCUACUCCACAAUGAGGCAAAUCUUCUGAACUUCUUAUUCUGGCUUCUUCCUGCUUCUUUUCCAGUCCCGAUGAAGGGUCUCGGCCCAAAACAUUGACUGUUUAUUCCCCUCCAUAGAUGCUACCUGACCUGCAGCAUUUGGGUAUGUCGCUCAAACUUUUCAGAAUCUGCAGAAUCCCUUGUCUUCAGGAAGUAAAAGUAUUAUUCCUGCAGCAGGGUCUAGACCGAAAAUAUCGACCUUUUCUCUAUUUGACCUGCUGAGUUCCUCCAGAAGUUUGUUUAGUUUUAAUUUAAGUUAAUUUGAUUUAGAGAUCCCUGUGGAUUAGGCCCUUCCAGCGUUUCAAGCCGCAGUGACCCAGCAACCCCCAAGAUCCCCGAUUUAGCCCGAACCUAAUCAUGGGACAAUUUACAAUGACCAGUUAACCUAACCUGAACAUCUUUGGACUGUGGGAGGAAACCAGAGGACCUGGAGAAAGCUCGUGCAUUGCUCGAGGAGGAUGUACACAGAUUCCUUAUGGUGGCUGCCAUGAUUGAACUGUGAACUCCAACCCUGGAGCGGUAAUAUUGAUGCUGGGAGCAAACUUGCCUCUGUCUACGCCUUCAAUCUGCAAGUAUCAUAUCCGAGCCAUUAUACUGCUAUUGCUUGUCAAAAAGAUCUAAAAAAAAUAAAGAAAAU
Messenger RNA from Mobula hypostoma (lesser devil ray), 2344 nucleotides. Its product is annotated as lysozyme C-like. Gene Ontology annotation, molecular function: lysozyme activity. The record is from RefSeq and is a predicted model, not a curated record. Bases 70 to 582 code for a protein of 170 amino acids. The transcript has 4 exons. Lineage: Eukaryota; Metazoa; Chordata; Chondrichthyes; Myliobatiformes; Myliobatidae.